Molecule: messenger RNA, 12650 nt
Organism: Paramecium sonneborni
Lineage: Eukaryota; Ciliophora; Oligohymenophorea; Peniculida; Parameciidae
Source: the annotation of a GenBank genome assembly
AUGUUUACCUCAUUUUUGAAUGAAUAUAUGAUUACUUAAAAUAAAGUAGAAGCUAUAGUGAUGAUUGGCAUAUAAUUCGAAGGUGCUCAAGACUUCUUAUUAAAUACACCAUCUUUUGAUUAUUUAAAUUAUAAUUAGAGCUACCAUGAUAAUAAACUCAAUUUAAGAGGUGGAGGAUGUGUAAAAUCUUAAAUGGACAAUGUAAUUGAUGUAAAACUUAAAUCAGAUUAAAAUUUAAUGAUUUCAUCAUAACAGCCUGACAACUAUCAAACCAAUUUGAAUGAGUCUCUAAAAUUUAUUGUAGAAGAAGCUUAAUGUAUAGGUGAUACAACUAAAAGAAAUGAAGUCCUUAUGAAAAUAUAAUGGUUUAUUUAUAAUAGAGAACAUUUAAAUUACUUUUGUGUUAAUGAAAGAGAAACAAAUAAAAUAUAUGGAUUGGUGUAAGAAAAUUUUGGAAAUAUGUUAUCAGUGCUUACAACUUAUUUAAGAAUUUCUGGGUUUAUUUGCUAUUAAAUAUUAUAAAUUUGUAAUGAAUUAUUAAGGAUAAUAUAUGCCUUUUAAUUAAACAAUUCUUAAAGAUGUUUUGAAGUUUCUGUACAAUAAGAUUAUAUAUAAAAGUUAUCUGAGUUUAAUACUUAAUUAGAAAUUGAAUAAGCAAAUGCUUGGAAGACAGGAAUGGAAUUUGAAAUAACCAUAAUGAAAAUAAUGAUAAUAAAUUCAUAAACUAAUUCAACUGAAGGAACAGAUUUAUUAAUUGAUUUUUUUAUUGAAGCAGGAAAAUCAAUUGUAUCUUUUUCACCAACUGAAGAUUUAUUAUCAACAAUUAUAAGUGGAGGCCAAUUUCUAUUAAAAAAAGGAAUUGAAAAAUAACAAUAUCCAAAAGAAACUUAUUAAACCUAUUAUUUAUUUUAGUUAAUCAAAUGGUCUAUCAUUAGAUAAUUAAAAUCAAAAUAAUCAGUCUAUAAAUAAAUUUAAUAAUUAAAAGAUGUCUUUUAAUAAUAUAUACUAGUUUCUAAUAAUUGGAUUCUACAUUUUUGUUGGAUAUAAAUGAUUACUGAUAUCAUUUCUUAUCGUCCUAUUAUUGAUAAAACUAUAUUAUUUUAAAAAAAACCUAAUCAAUUAUCAAAUAAGUGGAAUAAUCUUAUUGAAAAUGAUUUGAUACAAUGUGUCUUAUAUAACAAAAAUGAAGCUAUAAUGACAUUGUUUUAAGAUAAAUCAAAAUAAAUUUAUGAUAUUGAAAUUACUGAUUUUUUGGAGGUUUAUGGGAAAAAAAAGUUCUUAUUAUUUGUAUAAUUUCUGUUAAAAGGAGAAUUUGCUCAAAAUAUUAAUCAUUGGGAUUUUUAUAAAAAUUUUAAUUUUAAAUAUCAAAAAGAAAAAAAAUAAGAAGAUUUUGAAAUUAUUUUAGCUAAUUAUGAAUAAGAAAUACUUUAAAAAUUAAUUAACAAUUUAAAAUUUUAAAAAGAUGAUUUUAUUACAAUUUAUCAACAAAUUUUGCAUUCAUUUCAUAAUUAUUUUAAAUAAGAAUCCUAGAUUCCAAUUUAAAUUUUUUAGGAUGAUUAAUAAGUUUCUAUAAGACAAUUUUAAGGGGCUUAUAAAAAAUUAAUUUUAUUAUGUAAUUAUAUUUAAGAAUUAUCAUUGUUUGAAACUGCUAAAUUUCAUAUGCUUACAUCAUAUUUAGAUUAAUUUAAAAUUUCAAAGAAUAAAACAAAUUUAUUAGAUUGUUUAGAAAUGAUUGAUAAUUUUAUAAUGGUAGAUUUAAAUGAAUUUAUUGAUCAAAUUUAAAGUUUUUUCAUUAAUGUAAUUCAAUUCGCAAGUUAAAUUUAUGAGUCAAACAUAUUUUUAGCUAAUAAACUCUAAAAAGAUAUAGAUAAAUUGAUGAACAUAUUAGAAAUAAAUAAUUUUCUAAUUUUUUUUUAAACUUUUGAAACAAAAUUUGCUUAAUUUGCUUUGAAUUUAAAUUAUUUUAAACAUAAUUUUACUAAAUUUAUUCAAAAAGAAAUUAAAAUAGAAAAAAAUAUUUCAAUAUAAGUAGAAAAUAUAGGCAAGAUUAUUGAAAAUAACUAUUAAGGAGAAUGGAUAAUUAAAAUAAUUAAAAAACUUAAAAAUAAUUUAGUUGAAAAACUUUAGUUGUUUAAUUAUUAAUUGAUUAAUUUAGAAGAUGCAUCUUAAAUACUUAUUGAUUGUAAAUUUAACAUUUUAGCUUUAUAAUACUUAAAGUAAUUCUUUAAUAUACAAAAUCAUUACUUAAAGAAAGUUGAGUAGUAGCUUUAAAAUUAUACUAAAAAAUUUGAAUUUCCAAAGGAGUAAGAAGAUAAAAAUUUUAAAGGAAAAGUUAUAGAACUUUUACUAAGUUAAAAAUAAAAAUUGUCUUUGAUGAUAAAUCUGUAAACUUAAGAAACUGAUGAAUAAACUUAUAAAACUUUUUUUAAAGGUUUUGUUUUUUAAAUUUAAUCAGAUUUUGAUUUUAUUAGAAAUGAAAGUUAGACUACAGAAAACUUAGACUUAUGUAAUGAAAUUUUGAAAUUCUUUGCAGAAUCAUAAUUUCUAAUUCUUUAAGUUUAAAAGGAACCUGAAGAACUGCCAUCUUUAAAAAAUCUUAUAACAAAAUAUGAUUAAAUAUUAGAAUAGGUAAAUAAAUUUGAUGCAAAUAAUAAUGAAAAAAUGAAAAAACUCUAAAUUGAAAAUGAUAAUUCUUAAAAUUCUUUUCCUUAAAUUUAAUAGAGAAAUGAGUAAAUGUUAAAACUUAUAAAAUAAUGUAAUAAAUAUUUUAAAUCUUACAAAAAAUUAUUAUAACUUGGUCUAAACUUAAUUUAUUAAUAGAAAUCAAUUUAUAAAUAGAAAUAAAGUUUAAUCUAAUAAAUUUUAUAAAAAGAAUCCUAAAAUGACGAACAAAAAAAGUUCUAAGAUCAAUUAAUUCAAUUAUAAUAAUCUGAAUAAUAAGAUUUUAGCACUUAAAUAAAAAAUCUAAAGGAAAAGAGUGAUAAAUUUUUUAGUGUAAAAGUUAAAACAUAAAUAAAAUAAAUGAUUGAUGGUUUAUAAAUAGAGGAUAAAUAAAAAAAUUAAUAUCAAUUGAAUGUGAAUUUAUAAUUACCUGAAUUUUUAUCAUUUUUCUAUUAAAAGUCAAGUUAAGAAUAUUCAUAAGGGUUAAAACCCGAUGUUAUUAAUGACUCAAUUUGGUAAGAGAUGAAGAAUUGUUAUAUAGAAUUAAAAGAAAAGUUAAUUGAUUCAAUUGAAUUAAAGUCAGAUUACAAAGUUAGAGAAGGUUUAGUUUAUAAUUUAAUAAGAUUAUAAUAAUGUAUUUAAGAGUAAUAGAUUUAUUCAUUUUCUACAAAAUAUUUAUAAUAUAUUUGGGUAUAUGAAAAAGAUUAAAAAGUUAGAAGUCUAUUAAAAAACAAGGAAUUAAUAUAAAUUUAGAAAUUAUUAUUUUCAUCAGAAUUAGAUAAUUUAUCAAGUUCAAUAAAAGAUGAAAUAAAAGAAAGAAUGUAAAAAUUAGAAAACCUUUAAUAGUAAAUAAAGCUUGAAGGAAAUUCUUAAAAAAGGGAAUAACUGUAAUUGGAAUUAAAAUAAACCUAUGAAGAACUAGAUUAAUCUCUUGAUAAUAUUUCAGAAAUGUCAGAGGCUAUGGAUAUUAGUUUAUUAUUUUUAAAAGAUAUAUCAAAAGAUAUAAAGUAAAUAAAAGGUUAAAUUGAGAAUUUAUAAGAAAGUUUAAAUUAAGUAGGUGAUGAUAUUCGUAAAUUAAGAGGAAAAAGAUAUGAUGAAUUAUUAGAAAUUAGAAAAUAAAAGAUAUUAUUUUAAUAAAAAAUAACAGAAAUAGAUUCUGUUUAUAUAUAAUUAUAGACUAUUGAAUAUGAUCCUAGUACUGGAUUAAGUGUAAAAACUAAUGAUAAUAUUGAAAUAUCAUAAUUAAUGGCUGAUAAAUGGAAUGAUUAUUCAGGAGAAGUAAAUGAAUUUAUUUGGAAUGAAUCAAAAUAAAAAGAUGUUAUGUUACUUUCAGGAAAUGCUGGUUCUGGUAAAAGUAAAGCAGCUAGAAAAAUUGAAGAAUUUAUAUGGAAUUAAAAAGGAAUUUCUUCAAAAUGGACUCCAAUAUUUGUAUCAUUACCCACUUUAAAGAAUCCAAAAUAUAAUUUAUUUGAAUAAGCAUUAGAAUCUGAAAACUAUUAAUUUGAUAAAUAUUAAAUAAGAGAAUUUAAAGAAGCUAUAUAAAAUAAAAAGGAAUUCAUUAUUUUAAUAUUAGAUAGUUAUGAUGAAAUGAAAUAGGACUGUAUUCAAUCUAAUCUUAUAAUGACAAAUAAAUUGAUUUAAGAAUUAAAUAUUGAUAAAAUUGAUAAAUAAAUGAAAGUUAUUAUAACAACAAGAAAGGAAAUACUUCAUACAAGUGGAUAUCAAACAUGGUUUUAUGGAGAAAGUCUUUUAACUUUGAAAGAAGUUUAGUUAUAAAACUUUAAUUAAAAAUAGUAGGAUGAAUAUUUAAAUUAAUAUGUUGAAUUGAGUGUUAAAAAAAAAAUAAAGGAAAUAUAUGAAUUUGUUAAAUAAAUAACUGGGUAAAGUUUUAAUUUGGAAGAGUUUAUUUCUAUUUGGAGUUUAAUUUCUUUUUAAGUAAAUAAUUUUAUUAAAAAAUCAAUGAUUAGAAAAUAGGAUAGAAUUUUUUAGGAUAAAGAAGAAGAUUUUAUAAUAGAAAAAAUUAAAACAAAUAAAACUCUUGAAGUUUUAAAAGAUGAAUAAACUAAUGCAUUAAAAAAAGAGUUAUUAUCUUUAUGGAGUGCUAAUAAAUUUAAAACAUCUAUUGAAAGUGUAAAAAUAUAAGAUUUAUUGACAACUCCAUUCAUGUUAGAAAUUAUUGUUUAGGUAUUACCAAAUAUAACCAAAAGAUACUCAGGUUCGACUGAAAUUAAAGAUAUUUUUAUUAAAAAUUAUAUGAAACUAAAAAAGUAAUUAAGGUUUUCUUAAAAUGCUAGAGAAUAUUAUAAUUAAGAAAAUUAACCAUUUUAGAUUUAAUAACAACAAGAUAUACCUAAUUUGGAUGAUGAAUAAAUGCUUGAUAAAUAAAAAGAAGAAGAAUAUUAAUCAAAAAUUGAAAUAGCAAAAAUAAAUGAAAUUAUUGAUAGUCUUGAAAAUUAAAAGUUUUUUUAGAACUAUUCAAUUGUUAGUGUUUUAAAACAUGAAUAAGAUACAAUCUUUUUUGAUGGUAAUACUAUAAAUUUGAAUUCUGAUGAUACUAAUAUCGUAGUUAUGUCUUUAAAAAUGAAAAAGUUUACAGUUUUUGAGUUUUAUGAAAGUUUUAUUAAUUUUUAUCAUGAAUAACAAAUUUAAAAGUAAAGAGAACUUGGUAAAGUAUCAAAUUAUGAAAGUUUUGCUUAUGACAUUUAUUAAUUUUCAUAUUCUUUAGCAUUAGAUAUGACUUUACAAGAUUUAUCUUAAAUUGGUUAUAAACCACAAGGUAAACUUGAUUUAAAAAGUAAUUAUAAGAUUGAACAGGUUGUUGAUGAUUGGCUUAAGUAAUACUUUGAUAUAGAAGAUGAAUAUAAGAAAUUAAUAAGAAGUUGUAUUUUAUUGAGUGCAAAGGGAAGCACAUAUUCAUUUACUCAUAAAUCAAUUUAAGAAUUUUAUGUUGCAAAAUACAUUUUUGAUGUAUUAAUGUCUUUGAAUAAUUUAGAUUCUGAUAUCCAACAAGUAAAUGAUGAUAACUUAUAGAAAAAUUUAUCAAUUUUUUAAAAGUCUAUAUUUAAUAAUUCAAAAUUUAAUAUUUCUACUGUUAAUUUUAAAGGUGUAAUAAAUUUUAUAAGAGAAAAAUUAAAUAAUGUUGAUAGAAUGAAUUAAAAAUUGAUUUAAAUAGUUAAACUUUCAAAGAUGAAAGAUUAAGAUUUUAGUAGAUCGGCAUCAAAUAGUAUAUAUUUAUUGAGUUAAAUAAAUGUCUAUUUGGGAUCUUAAGAUUUUAGUAAGAUUAAAUUAGCUAAUACAAAUAUUUCAGGAUUAAGUUUAUUUGAUUGUGAUAUUAGUUGUUCUAUAUUUUAAAAUGUUGAAAUUAAUUCAUGUAAUUUUAAUUUAGCCGAUUUAUCUAAUGUAUAAUGGUAAAAUGUUAUUUGUAAAGAAAAACCAUUAAUAAAAGGACAUAAUACAAGAAUUUUAGAAGUUCAAAUUUCGCCUAAUGGUCAAUAUAUUGCAUCAACAGGAGAAGAUAAUAAUAUCAAAUUAUGGGAUACAUAGACUUAUUAACUUAUUUAAAAUUUAGAAGGACAUAAAGCUUAAGUUAAUACACUUUCUUUUUCUUCUGAUUCUACUUUACUUUUUUCUGGAAGUAAUGAUUUUAAUAUUGGAAAAUGGGAUUUAAGGAAUAUUUAAUCAUAAGUUUAAUUGCAAUUAUUAGAUUAAAUGAAAAAUAAAGUCUAAAAAGUAUAAAUAUCUCAAGAUUAGAAAAAAUUAUAUUCAUAAGACUCAGAUGGGAAUUUCUAAAUUUUAGAUUUAUCUAAAGAAGGUCAAAGUGAAGAAUGUGUUUUUAAAAUUGAUAAUAAAUUUAUCAAGUUUUUUGCAUUACAUCCAACAGAACCAAUAGUUGCUGUAAUAUCCUAAAUAAAUGAGAUUGAAUUACAUAACUUUUAAACUAAAGAAAUAAUUAAACUUGAAGCUAAUUUAGAUCCUCGAUAUAAUAAAAUAAUAUAAUUAAUAUUUAGUCCUUAAGGAAGUUAUUUGGCAGUAGCUACUUAGAAUACUGUUAUAGUUUGGAAUAUUGCAGUAAAUACAAGUAGUAACUAAAUAAUAUUUAAUUUCUCUGAUAUCAUAUUAACUACAAUUAUAUUCAGUGAGGAUAGUUAAUAAUUAAUAUUUGGUACAAGUGAUUUCAUAUUUAUUAAAGAAAUUAAUAAAUUUCAUAUUAAAUCUCAAGAUUAAUAGUAAAAAUACUAUCAAUUUUCAAUCUCUCCAAAAGGAAAGAUAGCUGCAACUGUUUAUGAUAAAAAACUUAGCAUAUAAGAUAUUGAUUUGGCAUAAAUUAUAAGUUCAAUUGAAUUAGAUCUUUAACCAGAUCGAAUUUAGUUUUCAACAGAUGGUUCCAAAUUAUCUUUAUUUUUAAAAGAUAAUUAAGAAUUUAAAUUAUUUAACAUUUUGGAAGUUCCUACACUUAAAACAAUUUGUUUCAUACCUUGGAAUGCAAACUAUUGGAAUAAAUAUAUAUUAUCAAAUAAUUUUGAAAAAUUAUUCAUUUUAUAAGACAACUAUUCAAAGAUCUUUAAGGAUAAUGAGAAAAAUAAUUAGGAUUAAUAAAACAGAAUCCAAUAGACUAUACUCAUAAACACAAAUAAAAUAUAUAUGGAUGCAAAAAUAAAGAAAUUAAAUCUAUAGAUUAAAAACUUUUGUGUUAAAUCUAAUAGUUAGAUUAUGGCAUACAUUUCAUAAGAAGUUAAUUCUAUUAAAAUUUUUGACUUAGAAAAAAAUUUAUUAAUUCAAGAACUUCUUGAAAACUAAAAUAAAGAUGUUCAGGCCUUUCAAUUUUCGCCAACUAAUAAUGAAUUAGCAAUUGGAUAUUAGGGAGAAAUUUUAUUUUGGAAUUUAGAUUCAUAACCUUUUAAAUUUUAAAAUAGAAUAAGUUUUGGGGAUUUAAUUAUAAAAUCGAUAAAUUAUUCUCCAGAUGGUUCAUAGAUAGUAUUAGUAUUUUAAGAUUUAUUUCAAAUUUAUGAUAUUAAAAGCUGUAGUCUAUUAAAAGUAGUAGAAUAAUAAUAAAUAAAAGGGUAAGUAUAAUUUUCUUAAGAUAAUAAUCUGAUUGGGUUUUAUUUAGGUAAUCCUAAUAAACAUAUUGUUAUUAUAAGUAAGAAUAAGAAUUAUGAAUAAAAAUUAUUAGAUGGUCAUAAAGAUUAAAUAGUUAAAAUAAUAUUUACUCAAGAUUAAAAAUCUAUAAUUUCAGGCAGCUGUGGAGAACUUAUUUUAUGGGAUAUUUUUACAUAUUAAAUUAAGGUAAGAAAGGAUACUGGUUUAAAAGAUUUUAAUUCAAUAAUAUUUUCAUAUGAUACUAAUUUAUUAGCAUUACAUUACAAUGGUGUUGUUGAGAUAUGGAAAUAUUCUGAAAAUGUAUUAAUUUUUAUUGGAUCUUAAGUUUUUGAUCUACCUAUUAUAUAAUUAAGCUUUUUCGAUAAUAAUUAAUUUUUGAUACUUUAAAAAAAUAAUUUAGAAUUAAUUUAAAUAAAUUUAGAUUAUUUUUAAUUUGAAUAAACAUUUGAAUAAUUUUUUGAUUGUGGUGCAAUAUCAUCUAACAAUUUAAUAGCUUUGGUUAAAGGAGAAGAGAUUAAUAUAUUUAGUAAUAACUUUGAGAAAUGUAUAUUUGCUUUUAAAGGAGGUUUAAAUAUAAAAUACUUAAGAUUUUUUGAGACUAAAUAAAACUUACUAUUAAUACAUCAAGAUGAAAAGAUAAAAAUUUGGGAUUAUGAAAAAGGAUUACAGAUUUGUGAAAUAAAGCUUAUUCAAAAUACUUAAAUAUUAUAAUUUGUAAAAGAUGAAAUACUUAUUACAUAGAAUGAAAAGACAGUAAAGAUUUGGAAUAUAAGAGAUUUAAAUAAAAUAAAAUUAUGUGGUUAUCAUUAAGAGAUUGAUAGUUUUUCAAUCUAAGAAGAUGGUAAAUGUGGAACAGGAAUAAAAGAUGGUUAAAAUAUUAUUAUUAAUGAUGUAUUUAAUUUAGAAUUUGCAUUUCCAAUAAACUCAAAUUAAUAUAUUAAGUAAUUACAUAGGUCUAAUUUAAAAUAAAUUUUAAUAAUUUUAUCUUAUACAAAAAGACUGUUUAUUAUAGAAUUAAAUUAAAGAUAAGAACAUUAAUUUAAUGGAGAUGUCAAUGCUAUGGCUUAUAGUUAAUAAAAAGAUUACAUUGUUAUUUAAACAGAAUCAAAAAUUUAGUUAAUUAAAUUUUAGAAGGGUAAUUUUAAUAUAAUUGAUACUUUUGAUUUAUAGACUAAGAUAAAUGAUUGUAUUGUUAUAUUUACAAAUGAUGGAGAAGGAUUCUCAUUAAGUUCGUAUUAUAUGAUAAGAUUAUUUUAAAUUUCAAGAAAUUAAAAACUGAUAUGUAAUGUAAUGCAUUAUUAAUUGGAGAAGAAUUAUAUUAUUAAAGAUCCAUAAUUAAGAUUAGGUUAAAUAUUUUAAAAGUAAGGAGUGUCUAAUAAAUAUUAACUUCUUGCUAUAUUAGAUUAAGAAAAAAAAUAAUUUAGAAUAAUUGACUUAUAAAAAUCAAAAUAAAUAGUAUUAAUUAAAGGUAAAUUAUAUUAUAAUAUGUUCUAAUUAAGCUUUGAUGAAGAAAUAAUAUUUUUUGUUAAUGAUUAUGUUUAAGUUUCAAUUUUAGAAAAUAAGAAUCUAAUAAUAAAGAAGAUUGAAAAUUUAAAAGUAGAAGGUUUUCUAGGGCUUACUUAAGAGCAAUUGGAAGAGAUUCAUUUGUAUUUGUGAAUAAUAAAAAUUAAAUAAUUUAAUUUUCAUUAUCAUCUCAAAGUACUGUAAUAGGGACAACAAAAAAAGACAUAAAUUGUUUGACUUAUUUACAUAAAUAAGAUUGGUUAGCGUUAAGUACAGAUUAAAAUAAUAUAAUGUUUUGGGAUAUCAAAGCAAAAAAGAAUGUUGGAAUUUUAAAAGGACAUUAAAAGAAAAUAAAUUCAUUAUCAGUUUCAUAAGAUGGAAAUUUCAUGGCAUCAUCAAGUGAUGAUAAAGUGAUAAAAUUAUGGAAUAUAAAUAAUAAUGAAACAUUAGAGACUUAGAAAGCUCAUUAAUAUUCUAUAAAUGCAUUAGCAUUAUCUUUAGAUGGUUUUUUAUUGGCUUCUGGAAGUAUAAAAGGAUUAGAAGUUGAUGUGCCUAUUUUUAUAUGGGAUCUUAUAGAAAAGUAACUUAUUAUUCAACUUAAAGGACAUAAAGAUUCUGUCAAUUAUUUAGAAUUCUCUAAUUCUUCUAAAUAUUUAAUAUCAGGAAGCAAAGAUGGAACUAUUAUUUUAUGGAAUAUUGAAUAUCCUAAAAAUACUGAAAUUUUGUAAAUCAUUGAUGAUUUUAACUUUCCUGUAAAUUCUCUAAGUUUUUCUCCAAAAGAAUAAAUAUUUAUUUCUUUUUGUCAAUUAGAUAAUAUUUAAAAAUGGAACUUUAAAUAGAAUGGAAAAUAAGAAAAAUAAAAUUCAAUAACUUUAAAUACUAAUUCUAAAAAUUAUUGUUUUUUUAAAAAACACUAGUUUAUCUAUGUUGAAUAAAUUAAAGAUCAAUUGACAAUUAUAAAUUUUGAAAAUUUAAAAUAAGAAAUCUUAGAAUAGAAUUCAUAAAUAAAAUAAAUAAUAACAACUUUAAAUGAUAGUCAUAUUUUCUGUUUAGAUUCAUAAGGAGCACUUAUAUCUUGGUAAAGAGAUAAGGAUAAUAAAUGGUUUAAGAAGUGGAUAUAUAUCGUAGAGUCAAAUUUUAUUCUACUUUCUCCAAAUUGUUAAUUCUUAUUUUAAGCAAAAGAUUGUACUACUUUAGAAUAACCCUUAUUUACAGAUCCAGUAUCCAACAAAUUUAGAAUCUUGUUUCAUGAUUUCUAAAAACUAUUAAAUACUAAUGAAAAACUAAAUUAUUAAUUUUAAAAAUCUCAAGUCAAUGAAAUUGUUUUUUCUUAUGAUUUAAGUGUAAUUGUAAUUAUUUCAACUUAAGAAUUUAAAAUAUUUAAUAUUAAUAAUUGGUAGUGUAUUAAAGAAUUUUAAGUAUCCUAAUCUCAUAAUAAACCAUAAAUGUCAUAAGAUAAUAAGUAUUUGGCAAGCUUUUAAGAUAUUUAAUAUAAAGACUCAAAUAAAUAUGACAGUGUUAUUAAUUUAUGGUAAAUUGAUAAUCCUAUUAAUUUAAUAAAAUUAGAAAUUAAGGAAUCUAAAUUAAAAUUAUUUUAGUUUUCUUAAGUAGAUUCAAAUCAAAUUUAUGCAUUAUAUUCAGAUGGUAUAGUUAGAGAUUGGAAUAUAAAGACAAAAACAAAUUAAGUUUUAGUUACUCUUUCUGAAACUACAAAAAAUGAUCUUAUUAUAUUUUCUAAAAGUCUAAAGUAUUUAAUUUAUUAAAGCGAAAACAAAGAAUAAAUAAUCAUAUGGAAUUUUCUAAAACAAUAAAAAUCGUCUUUAUCUGUUGGAGAAUAAUUUUAUUUAAUUGCUUGUUCUUAAAAUGAAAAUUUAUUUGCUGUUGCAAUAAAUAAAGGAAUAAAAAUUUUUAAAGAUCAAUAAGAGAGUAUAAUUUAUGUUUUUAAUGAUUUAAAUUUAUAUUAAGUAACAUAAAUCUGCUUUUCUCAUGAUGAUAAAUAAUUAUUAUUUUGCUAAGAUAAUACAAUAUAUCUCUACUAAAUAGAAGAAGAUUUUAAUAAUAAAAUUCUUGGAUGUUGGAAUGUACAAUCUUAAAUCCUUUAAUGUGUAUUUAAUUCUAAAAAACAAGAAGUAGCACUAAAAUUGAAUAAUUAAUUAAUUAUUUUAAACUUAUCCCCUUCAAUUCUUAAGUCUGAAUUAUUAAGUAUAGAAAAUUAAAAAUCUACUUGCUUUUCACCUGAUAGUAAAUACUUAGCUAGCUUAGUUCCCACUCUAUAAUUGCAAGAUAUGUAAAAUAUUCAAAUGAUCCAUAAUUUCGAAGAUUAUGAAGGAGAUUUGAUAUCAUUUCAAUCUUAAGAAAUAUUAGUAAUUGCAAAUAGGAAUAAAUUAUAAUUUAUUAAUAUUAAAAAAAUAGAUAAAAUUGUAAAAAUUAAAGAAGUUAGAUUCUAAAAUAAAAUAAUUGAUAUUGCUCUCUCUAAUAAUUAUUUAUUAAUUUAGUUUAAAGACAAUUUCGAUCAAAUUAAAAUAGCUUUUAAUAGUAUAACUAAUUUUGAGGAUAAUUAAUUCAAAGCUAUUUAUAAUUGUAAAGGAAAACCAAUAUUUUAAGAAAGUGGAAAUUACUUUGCAUUAAGUAAUUAAAAUAUUAUUAAAAUAAUUAAUGUUGAUAAAAUUUAAUAAGAGAGAUGUCUUUAAAUAAAUAAAAAAAUUAAUUAGGGCUAAUUAUUUUACUCUCAUGAUGGCAACGUUUUAUUUUUAUGUUUUGAUUAAAGUAUUUAAAUUUUAAAUUCAACUAAUUUUUAAAAAAUUUAAGAAAUUACUAUUAAUAUUUCAGCUAGUUAAAUAGAAUUUUGUUAAAGUUGGAAAUAUUUAGCCUUUAUGUGUUCUACCACUAUUUUGAUUUAUUUUAUAUCUAAUUGGACAGAUUUAGUUGAAUUUUGGACAAUAUAAGGUGAUUAAAAUGUAAUCAACUCAAUUGCUCUAUCACCAAAAGGCAAUUUUCUUCUUACAAGUGGAUAGAAUUAAUUAAAUUUUACAAAUUCGAUUGGGUUAUGGAAGGUAGAACAACGUAGAUAAAUUUGUAUUAAUGAUAAGGUAAAUGAUGAAGUAAAAGUCCUUAAAUUUUGUUUAGAUGGACUUAAUUUUGUAGCAGGUCUUUCAGAUGGAUCUGUUAACUUAUAUUCUAUUAAUAUCAAAUAAACAAAUUUCUAUAAAAAAACAUAUCUGGAACAAGAAUAGUAAUUAAAUGAUGAUACUUUACAAUUUUAGAUUAUUUGUUUUAAAUCCUUUGCUAAACAAUCAUUAUUAACUUCUUAAUUAUGCAUUUUAACAGAAUAAUCAUAAAUUAAUUCAGAAUAAAAAUCAAUCAUUGAAUUAUUUAAGCAAAAAAGAUGA